AUGAGCUCGCAAACGCUUCUGGACAUGGCGCUCCGCACUUCCGGAGUCGGAUUCGUUGUCUCUCUGCUCUCCGAGAUCCUUCUCCUUCUACUCAUCGUUUACAAGUCACGGCCGAGUUUCGGUUAUUAUAAAUAUCUAAUGAUAGUGUACAACGUUGUGCUCAUUAUGUAUUCACUGGCUACCGCAAAUGCUAAUUUGGUAAGCGUCUGCCUACCCAAUUCAAGAACGGAAAUGAUUUUUAAGGCCGCGCACAGUACGGAAACCGCGUACGUUUUGUUCCGAAUGUAUCAUGGACCCAACCGAACCGUCGGACCUCUUUUUAUCCGUUAGUUCACAAAACGCAAUGCUGGUUUACUUGUUUCUUUCAGUUCAAUUCUGCACAAUGUACGUGACUAUGCUCAUAAUUCUGUCGGUCCACUUCAUCUACCGCUACACGGCCAUCUUCUAUCACCGACAUUUGUGGCUGUUCCAGAAGUCUUACCUGAUGUUCUGGGUGCUCGGAUCCUUCUCUCUCGGCCUGUUUCUCAUCGCUCUCAAGUACUUCUUUCUCGGCGAAUUCGACUAUUUGACGGAGAAGUUGAGGUAGUGCCGGCAGACUAAUUUCAGCUUUAUUCUAAAGUUCAGAGAUGAAUUCAUGACCAACUAUAAUCUGACAAUGGAAGAAAUCGUCUACAACGGCCCCAUCUAUUAUGUGCGUGCAAACCGACUUCCAGCUGUACGAGAAGAGUUUCAGGUGUGCGACGCGAGUGGAGAAUGCACAAAACCGCUCGGAAUCUGGCUCACAAUGGCCGCUCUCUGCUCGUGUUUCGUCAUUUGUCUCGGGAUCAUGACCUUUUUCGGCACUCGAUGCUACUAUAAACUGGCGGCGAUGAAGUCCGAUCUGAGCAAUAACACGAAGAAGAUGCAGAAGCAGCUAUUGUACGCUCUGAUGAUCCAGGCCGGCAUUCCGAUCAUCAUCAUGUACACCCCGACCGCACUUCUGCUCGUCUCCCCGGUCGUCGGCGUCUCUUUCGGAGCCUACUCGAACAUUGCCAUUUCCAUGGUGGCCGUGUACCCUCCACUCGAUCAGAUCGCAAUCAUUUAUAUCAUUCGCGACUAUCGGAAUGCUAUCAAAAGUAUGGAAGGAAAACAAACGAAUUUCUUAUUAUCAUUUUCAGUGGUUUUCUGCCGGAAAGUCGCGCAUUUGGAAGCCACGAGCCUUUAUUCGAAAGCAAGAUCUUCAAAUACGAUUCCACAAUGA
Molecule: messenger RNA, 1240 nt
Organism: Caenorhabditis sp. 36 PRJEB53466
Lineage: Eukaryota; Metazoa; Nematoda; Chromadorea; Rhabditida; Rhabditidae
Source: the annotation of a GenBank genome assembly